Labrus bergylta (ballan wrasse) is the source of this 1897-nucleotide messenger RNA. RefSeq lists its product as uncharacterized. Gene Ontology annotation, biological process: immune response-regulating cell surface receptor signaling pathway. Gene Ontology annotation, molecular function: signaling receptor activity. The record is from RefSeq and is a predicted model, not a curated record. Gene Ontology annotation, cellular component: plasma membrane. NCBI's taxonomy places the organism in Eukaryota, Metazoa, Chordata, Actinopteri, Labriformes, Labridae.
GAAGUAAAGUCGACCAGAAGACAUUUACUGCAGCGUUUACAGCAGACCAUCAGUUGUUUGACAGAGCUUACAAUCUGGUUCUAGACAUUUUUUCACCAUGACACCAAAGUCCUGCUUCACCAUCCUUCAUGUGUCCAUCUUGGCUGCGACACUUCUCACUUUGGAAGUUUCCUGUACAGAUGAAUGUGAAGUUCAUAUUAAAGUACGCAGCAAAACAAAAUAUGAAGCUCACCUUGGAGAAGAACUAAAGAUUGAAUGUCCAGUUACGGUCUGCAACGAUUCACCACCUGAAAUCUCCUGGGUUAAACUCGAAGAAACUGGUGAUCCUAUAAACAUUAGCGGGGGAAGUCGCUUCAGAUCAGAGUGGAAAACUUUGAAGCAUUUAGAUGGAGUUUCAGUUUUGAUCAUUCAAAACUUUGUCAGAAACGACUCGGGUAUAUAUCGGUGUAAAUGUGGUUCCAGUGUUGGACAUAAAAUCAAUGUUUCUGUCAAUGAUAGUGUUGAACUCAUCACCUACCAAUCGACAACUUCAGAGCCACGGAGACCAGAAACUGAGGACGCUUUCUGGCCUUUUGUGUGUCGUGUUGUUGGACUCUUGGUGUUUGUCGCCAUAGUGAUUGCUAUGUUUGUCACCUCACACUGUUUGCGUAAAGGUGUCCGAUGUGGAGGAGGAUCCAAAGACACACCAGCAGAUCCAAACAGCCAGCCUUCCCAUCAGGCUUUGCCUAUGGAUCAUAUCUAUGAUAGUGUUCAGUAGUCCUCAUGUCAGAGGUACAAAGUUAAACGUUACAAUGCUGGGUUAAGAAUAUACGACAGUAUUUACUAUUGAUUGUUUUUUGUGACUCGUGGAAGUCAAUUUGUGCUUGUGAAUUUCUGCAAAUGAACCUGUGGCGAUACAAGAAGUGACAUUUCUAUUGCUUUCAAACCGCUGUAUAUGAGAUCGAACCUGUGUGUGUGUGUGUGUGUGUGUGUGUGUUUUGCUUCCUCUGUAGGUGACAAACUUUGUGCACAAAUCCCCUGCAAAUAUCACUGUGAAAUGUCAGUAAAUCUAUAGUGCUGUGAGUUUUUCUACCUUUGGUCUCUAUUCUCACUUCUGAUGUUUAUUUAAAAUAUAUAUUAUUUUGGUUAUCUGUAUCGCAUUUUGGAGCAGACGCACUGAUGCCAGGAAGCAAAAUGUAACCACAGGUCACAUAUUGAGAGACAAAAGACAAGAGGAUGUGUCGUAACAUGAAAGAAUACGCAGCCCUCAACUUAUCACCCAUCUGUUCUAGGGAUCUUAUUUCACUCUAAAAUAUAAAUUAUAAAUGUGAUUUUACCACUUGACAUACAGCCCAAUAUUAAAGAUUCACUGAAGAAAUCUAGUUUCUUACACUGACAAAUGAAAACAACAGCCAACCUGUCAGUCAAAACAGCCCCGCCAAAUUAUAAUAUAAUUACUAGCUUUCAAAAAAGAUUUUUCAUAAAUUCUUAAAAUUCAUAAAAAUUCACUCUGUAAAGUUUGUGCAAAUAAAUAAAUGAGCUGUCAGAACCAAACCUGUUUUGUAGCAGCUUUAAAUGUGUUUAUUUCUGCUGUAAUAACAGUUUUAACAUGUGAUCUAAUGGGGUUUCCUCGGCUUUAGCAGCCAGCCUCAAGUGGACACUCGAGGACAUGCAGUUUUUUGGGCCUACAGAUUGACUUCAUUUUUUUAACACCAAAAGGUUUCAACUAAUUUAAUGUUAGCUUAAGUGCUUUAUGUUAAUUUCUAUUCAGUAUGUCAUGGUUGGAAACCACUGAAUUUGAUGAAUAUCUCCUUUCAGAUUGCGUCUUUAUGUCGGAAACAUCCACAUGUGCACAUCAGAUUGUGUCUUGGCUUAUUACUCUUUACAUGCAAAUAAAAAUACACACGUUCCAAAUCGG